Pyrgilauda ruficollis (rufous-necked snowfinch) is the source of this 641-nucleotide messenger RNA. RefSeq names its product copper metabolism domain containing 1 (gene COMMD1). The record is from RefSeq and is a predicted model, not a curated record. Lineage: Eukaryota; Metazoa; Chordata; Aves; Passeriformes; Passeridae. Gene Ontology annotation, biological process: negative regulation of protein localization to cell surface; positive regulation of protein ubiquitination; negative regulation of sodium ion transmembrane transport. The transcript is spliced from 3 exons. Bases 34 to 618 code for a protein of 194 amino acids. Gene Ontology annotation, cellular component: endosome.
CGGCCGCCGUACCGCGGACGCGCCCUGCCCGCCAUGGCGGCGCCCGAGCCGCCGCCGCCGCCGCCCGAGGGCUCCAGGCCGCUGAGCGCGCUGCUGAGCGGCAUCGCCCAGGCCGCCUUCCACGGCACCGCGGGCAUCACCGAGGAGCUGCUGCGUGCCCAGCUCUACCCCGAGGCGCCGCCGGAGGAGUUCCGCGCUCUGCGCGCCAAGAUGGGCGGCCUCCUGCAGUCAAUUGCUUCGGCAGACAUGGAUUUGAAUCAGCUGGAAGCUUUCCUCACUGCCCAAACCAAAAAACAAGGUGGCAUCACAUCAGAUCAGGCUGCAGUCAUUGCUAAAUUUUGGAAGAACCACCGGACUCAAAUCCACGAGAGCCUGAUCAAUCAGAGUCGCUGGGAUAAUGUCCUGAAAAACAUGAACUGGAGAGUGGACCUGAAGUCACAGUUGAGGCACAUUGAUCAGAUAAACACUCCUGUUGCAAUAGUUGAAAUGGAGCUGGGAAAAAAUGGGCAGGAAUCAGAGUUUCUCUGCCUGGAGUUUGAUGAGGCCAAGGUGAGCCAGAUGCUGAAGAAACUGUCAGAAAUAGAGGAAAGUAUGACUUUGUUGACUCAGACUACUUAAUCAAAUAAAGAGAUUGCAACUUA